Molecule: messenger RNA, 1920 nt
Organism: Hypomesus transpacificus
Lineage: Eukaryota; Metazoa; Chordata; Actinopteri; Osmeriformes; Osmeridae
Gene: arl15a
Product: ADP-ribosylation factor-like 15a
Exons: 3
Coding region: 232-615 (127 amino acids)
Source: RefSeq, a predicted model, not a curated record
GAAACGUUUUUCCGUCGGACUAUCGGUGGUUCCCUUCACCGGCUGACCACGUUGCUGGCUGACUUGAAUCGGCUGGUUAUUUUGCUCCACUGCUCCUCUGCCUGUUCCUCUCUCUCUCUGUCUGUCUCCCCCGCUCUCUCUCGCUCUCAAACCUCCUCCCCCCUUCGCUCAAUUACUACAGGCUUGCUUGGCUUGUUUGUUGCCGGGGGUAACGGGCUGUCGCCGGGGACAAUGUCGGAACACAUGCAGCUUUCCUUAGCCCUGUGUAGGAUUGGGCUGUACACGUGUUUCCGGGCCCUGUGCUGUAAAGGACCACCGGUCCCCAGGCCUGAGUAUGAUGUGGUGUGUAUCGGACUGACGGGGGCGGGGAAGACCAGCCUCCUGUCCCGGCUCUGCAGCGAGGGAAGAGACGGGAUCGUCCCCACCACGGGUAAGAGCUACUGUCCUCUCACCGCACCAGGGAUAAAGAAGUACUUUGAGUUGGAGCCAUUGGCGAGAGGCAAGAGGUGGAUCUUGGAAGGCUGCACCACAGACAACAUGGUGGCAGUGAAGGAGAGCUUCGUUCAGCUCAUCAGCCUUCUGGAGGAGAAGGAGAUGGACACAGGGAGGAUAUGAAGAAGACUCUCAUUUCAUGUUCCCGGAGUAGAACAACAACUUCCAAAGCACAACCAGACCUGCCAGUGUUCACACACAGACACACACACACACACAGACACACACACACAGACACACACACACACAGACACACACACACACACACAGACACACACACACAGACAGGACAGAUGCCGGUCUCCCUUAAUCUCUUAGUGUAGUCGGUUGUAGAGUUUUGUCUCUUAGCUUUUCUUCCGUCUCUCUCUCAUUUCCGUUUUGAGAAAACGGAGAGAGAGAGAGUGGUCACGGGGUAGCGGAGUCACCGGUGGCCGCUGUGUGUCUGCAAACAGGACGGACAGACGCCAUCCAGCUCCCGCCUCACUCGACUUACGGAAUCGAGUUCCUGUCGGGAAACCCUUCCUUCACCAGGAUCUGUGCCACAUGGCCACGGCACCCUGCCGAGCCCACAAAGGCGUGUGACAUUCAUUUAGACACGCAUCGUCACAAACACACGGCACGACCAGUCUGGAAACACGUUUAUCACUUCCUGUUAAUUACUUUAAGGUAUGUGCUUGCACACAUUGAUUCUCAUGUCUGGUCGACUGUAAGUACAGUCGCUGAAAGUGCUCACUUGCACUUAAUCACUAUGAACAUUGAUAGGACUGUGUAGUCUGAAGCCUUACGUGAUGAACUGUACUGGGGUUACAUAUACGUGUCUCCAUGGUGUGUGUGGGUCUCUGAAGGAGGGUGCUGUAGAAUGUGCUGGUGUGGCCAGGGUCCUCCAGAGAAGAGAGGCAGUAACAUAGAGGGAGAAUGUUGUACAAGUCACAUCAGGAGAGAGAGAGUGAGUGAGAGAGUGAGUGGGGAUGGAGUUACAAGUCAGAAAGCCUGUUUUAAGCAUGGACUUGAGCUGAUAUAAAUAUAUGUGAGUUAACAUGUAUCGGAAUACUGUUGAGCCGCUGUAAGGAAUCUUAACAACAAGAUUUUGUUUCACCGAUUUAUUUUGCUGAAAUCCAAGACCAAAAUAAAUUCUGUCAUCUUGUUUCGAUGUAUCCUUGGGACCUAAAAAAUGUGACAGAAUUGUAGGAUUGUUCAUGAUUUAGCAAAGUUAAAUGUUUGCAAGGAUGUUUUGUUGUUGCUGCUGCUGCUUUUUAAUUUGACACACUGGCCAGUACCCUAGCAGUCUCCCAUUGGGUGAAAUACAAACUAUCAAUCAGCCAGCACAACAGCUGCACCUGACAUGUCCCUGUCCAAUGCCCUAAUGCCUUCCAACUGUCUGUGAAGACCCUCCCUGUCUACCACCUCGCUGCUGUCUACUCCAGCCCC